AUGCGAAUACAUGGCCUUUACAUCCAACUUCUCAUAAUAACUCUCACAUUCUGCUCAAUUUUGAGUAUUGAAAUCAGUAAAAGGGCAAAAUGUUCGGUCGAGUGUUACAUCAAAUGUGUCACUGCUGGGACUCCAAAAGCAGUUUAUUGUAAUUGUCCGUUAUCGCUGGAAGCACAACCUUGUGAUGCUGUUACUGAGGACAUGCUUAAAAGUAAGAAGAGGGCGAACGUAUUUUAGAUUUUUUUAAUUUUAGAAGUUGUUUUUAAGCCUAAAUUUCAUUUUAAUUUAAAACUAAUUGUUUAAGUCUAAAUUUAUUUUUAAGCCUAUAAUCUAGUUUCAAGUUUGAAUUAUCAUUUUUUUAAGAUUAAGCUUAAAUUUUAAGCCUAAAUUUCAUGUUUAAGCCCAACAUUUCAUUUUGACGCCUAAAAUUUCAGUUUUGAGCUUAAAAUUUCAUUUUUAAGCCUAAAAUUUGUGUUUAAGCCUAAAAUUUUAUUUUAAUGUCUAAAUUUUCAUUUUUAAGCCUAGCAUUCAUGUUUAAGCCUAAAAUUUUAUUUUUAAGCCUAGCAUUCAUGUUUUAGCCUAAAAUUUUAUUUUUAAGCUUAAAAUUUCAGUUUUAUGCUUAAAAUUUCGUUUUUAAGCCUAGCAUUCAUGUUUAAGCCUAAAAUUUUAUUUUUAAGCCUAAAAUUUCAGUUUUAUGCUUAAAAUUUCAUUUUUAAGCUUAAAAUCAAAAGUUAAUUUCAAAAAUCAUUUUAGAGUACACAAUAAACACAGUGCCACAAGUAGAGACCUCAUACAAAGAUGUUCGUACUAUAAACAUCAAAAUGGAGCCUUAUAAUGGAGCUUUCAUCUAUAUUUUUGAGUACUCGACUAUUAGUGGCGAUGCUGAUCACUGGAGCUUUGCUGUGAGUUUUGUUACCUAAAUUUAACUUUUUUAAUUUAUAUUGUCAUUGGCAAUUUUUAAAGGCCAGUGCAUUUACUUUCCUCGUAUUUUACACUAAAGAUUAUAUUAUUCCUAAUACUAUAUAGUAAACUAUCAAAAACGUGUUAUUAUGUAGCACGGUAUAAAGUAAACAGGUACUAUAUAUAACAGUACAAAAAUGAAGAUACUAUAUAGUACGAUAUAAAAAAAAGUACUAUAGAGUAUAAAAACUAAAUUUUCAGGGCGCAAGCUCAUCUCCAAGUAUUCAAUUCAACAUCCCAGAUGCUUGUCGUGACUAUCAGUUCAGAACAAUGAUUGUGUUGAGGUCGACUGAUCCUAGCCUUCAAUUUGUCACGUUUCGACCAAGAGCCAUUCCAGUCGUAUUGCCCAAGUUUGAAGUUCCACCGGAGUCUGUAAGUCAAUUUCGGCGUUAUUUUAAAAAUUUUUUAAAAAUAAGCUUAAAUUAAUUUUUAAGUCUAAAAUUGAUUUUUUAAGUCUAAAAUUGAUUUUAAGCCUAAAAUUGAUUUUUUAAGUCUAAAAUUCAGUGUAAAGUCUAAAAAUUCAUUUUUGAGCCUAACAUAUAAUUUUUAAGCCCGAAUUUCAUUUUUAAGCCUAAAAUUUAUUUUUUAAGACUAAAAUUCAUUUUUUAAGCCCAGAGUUCAUUUUUAAGCCCAAAAUUUAUUUUUAAGCCUAGAGCUUAUUUUUAAGCAUGAAAAUCUAUAUCAAAAAAUAUUUUUUCAGAUCCACUUAGACCCACCCCGCCAAUCUCAAGACAAUCAGAGUAUUCACGCCUUUGUCACUUGGCAGAACCCUCUUGGUUACGAUGAUGCUGAUGUAUACGGUUAUGAACAGCCAGUAGCCUAUCCUAUAAGCUGUCAAACCCCAGAAGACCGACUAACUCAACCGCGAGUUGAGCUGGUUGAAGGUGGGGCUAGGAUGCACUUAAACCUGCCUAUUAAUGUCUUGAGUGACAAAUGUCGUAUUUUUGUCGAAGUAAAAAUGUUACCGAGAUGUGUUAGAAUCGACAGUCAUGACAUACAAGCAAGCAUUGAGAUUACUUGUGAACAAUUUCCUAAUUUACGGUAUUGUCAGAAAGGUAAGCCUAGUUUUAGUUCUAGUCUAAAGUCUUAGUCCAGAGCCCUAGCCCAGAGCUCUAGCCUUAGCCUGCCAUGUCAUCUUGCAAAAUCAUCUAUUUUCAGAACAAACACCUCAAUGUAUCAGUCUGAUUGACGUUUGGGGAAAGGACGGAAAAGCAAUGGUUGUCUGGCAGAAACCUGAAGCUACACCAUCGUACUAUAUUUUGAAGUAUGGUACCGCUGAACAGAGAGUAAGUCUUGUCAUGUCAUACUUUUACGGUCCUUAGCUCAGAUAUAACUAUAGACUUAGCCUGAGUCUAAGCUUCUUGAACCUGAGCUUGAAAUUGAGCCCGAGGCUGAGGUUGAGGUUGAGCUCAGCGGGCUUGAGCUUGAGGUUGAGUUUGAGGUCAAACCUAAGUCUGUGAUGGAACCUGAGCCUGUGGCUGAGCCAGAGUAUGAGACCAAACCUGAGCUUGAGCAUGUAAAUGAGCUUGAGUUUGAGCUUGAGCUUCAGCUUGCGCGUGAGCUCGAAUUGAGCGUGAAUUUGAGCCUUAGUGUCAGCCUUAGUCUUAUUUUUAGCUUAAGUUUGAGUCUGAGUCUGCGCCUGAGCCUGAGCCUGAGCCUGAGGUUAAGCCUGAGCCUGAGCCUGAGCCUGAACCUGAGCCUGAGCUUGAGUCUGAGAUUGAGUCUGAGCCUUAGUUUUGGUCUUGACCUUAGCCUUAGUCUUAGCACUAGAGCCUGAGUCUGAGCCUGAGUUUGAGCUUGAGCAUGACUUGAACUUUAGUUUAAGCCUGAGCCUAAGCUUAAACCUAAGCCUGAGCUUGAGCCUAAGCUUUAUGUUUGUUCUAGCUCUACUGCAGCAUCUUAUAGAACUUUAUAUUAUACUUGCUAUUACAGGGAGCCCGACCAUUCAUAGCCAGAAAGAUCAUCCAAGGCGAGGAGAUUAAAAUUUCUGGUAAUCAAACUCAUGCUGAGUUGGUGGCGCGUCCUGGACUUGAGUAUGGGAUCCAAAUCUGUGGUAUUUACUCUCAAUCAAGGAAUAAACCACCAUUUGAAGUUGCCCAAGUUGUGCCUUUUAUCUGCGCUGAAUGUCCUUCCGAUGGUAAGGAGAUUAUAUAAUUGUAGUCUUACUACUGUAGAUGUGGCGACAAAGGACAUACUUUGAUUUUAGAUAAAAAUUAAUCUUGUUUAGUAAUACCUUUGAUGUAUCCAACGUAUUUUACAUUUUUAAACUCCAUAUUUCCAGUUACAGUACCCCUUUUUCUAUAUAGUACAAUAUGAUAACAAGUCUUGUUACAGUACCCUCUUUUCAGCCUUGGACUGCAUUGACUGUGCGAAAAUCGAAGAAGCACCGUUAAGGCCAUUCGUACCGGUGGUAGAGUGCAAUGACAGUAAUAACUGCACUAAUGUGAACAAAGAGUUCGUAUCGAGCAAUCAAGCCAGUUUAGGUCUAAGCCCUACUAACAUAAGCUCAAGUUUGGAUAAUCUGGCAGACAAAAGUGGGGAAAACGUAAGCCGACUUUUGUUAGACUAAUUACUUUGGUAGACUUAGUAUACGCUGCCUAAUAUGAUUGUUAAUUUUGGCUAUAUUUAACAACGUUUGUAGACAGCUAAAAAAACUUGGUAUUAGUCAUACGGUUGUAUGUUUAGCAGGUGAAACUAAUUAGGCUUAAAAUGAUUGAGUCAUGGUUUAGUAAUUUUAAGCUCAAGCUGCAAAAACUAUCUUUAAGAAGGUUGACGGUAUCAGUAAAAGUUUAAAGUAAAAAAAAUAAAAAUUAGACAACAAGGUUACUAUAUAAUUAAGCUUAUAUACUGUUUUUCACGGCAAAUAUAUAUAUAAUAUAUACCAGAUCAACGAACAAGGUGUCUAAAUUAAAAUCCAGACAUUGGAUGUGUCUAAAUUUGAAAAAUAAGCUUGGUCAAACCUUGAGGCUUAGCCCGUUUACUAGUUUCUGAGAGUUUGGCUAGCUCAAGUGGAAUUUUUGAUCUAUUUUGACCUUGGCUUAUCAGUAAAACAAGUAAUUGUAUCAUCGCUGUACUGAAUCCGGACUAAAAUCUUGUUCCUAAAUAAUUACAGAAAAGCUAUACGUUCCCUUCUAUUGAUUUUUUUUGGCUAGCCCUAGUCCUUUCCAAACCUUAUUCUAAUCCAAUCGUGGCUUUUUAAGACUAUUUUAACUUUACACUCGGUUUAUUUUAGUCCCGUUCUUAGCCUCAUUUCUAGAUUUGACCGUAGUCUUAUAUUUUGCUCUAGCCUUAGACUUAACCUAGUUUUACUGCUAUCCUAGUCUGAGUUCUCGCCUAAUGUUGCCCUAACAUUUAGCCUCGUUUUAGCCUUAACUUAACCAUAAACCUAGUGUUACCUUAGGUUUAACGUAAUAACCCUACCUUUACCUUAUUCUUAACUUUACCCUAACUCCAGUUCUAGCAUAAAGUUGCUAUUACUUUUAUCCUAGGUUUAGCCUUAUCCUAGCAACAAGUCUAGCGUUAUCCUAGUUAUAAAUUUCUAGCCCUUGUAUUAGUCUCAAUCAUAGUCCUAGUUCUACUCUAUCUUAUGUUCUGGGCCAAGGUUACUUUUACAUUUACUCUAGUUUUAACCUUACCUUAAUAAUAAUAUAAAGUUGCUAUUACUUACCCGUAGCUUUCAUUACUUAUUCUAAAACUCUUACUAACAAAAACUUAUAACUUUAGCUAGAUUCCUCAAUUCAAGCAACAGACCAUCCCCGACAUCAUUCCUCCACCUUCAUUAAACAUCGCGAACCGCAACAACAUCAACAACAUGUGGCAUCAAGUUCCGAAGGUAUCGAAGACAUCACGUUAACAUCGGCUGAAGGUUCGGGUAACGGUGUAAUCGGUCGGGCGUUUGGGGAAAAAGUGCGGGGACGGUUUGUUAACAACGAUGCUACCGCGUUGGAACCACUGAAGACGACCGAACUAACCACGGAGAUUGACGAAAAUUUUGAGCGAGAAGUGCCACAGGGUGUGCGGGUUACGGUGAUGCCGAAGGUUGUGUCGACGGCAAGAAAGACGGUUACGGUACAAAGUACUACUGUGGAGCCGGUUACAGGUGUGUUUUUGGGAGAGAUUGGCACGUUUGGUUUGCACACGGAGUUCACUAUGAGAAAGGUUGAAGGAAUGGGAGUAUAACAAGCACUGCUUACAAGGAGGGUACCCAACCUGUUCCACUCAGAAUCCGCACAAAAUUUUUAUAUGAGUUCUUUGUACCACCAAUAGUACCCAUAAAAAAUUUUAGCUUGCGCUUUUGAGUUUUAAAUUUUAAAUAUUUUAGUUUCCCGCCAAUAUGACAAAUUUGGCAUUGUGUUUCAAGCACUUUUUUCGACUUUCCAGACAAACUACUCUUACAAAUUUAAAAAUAUAGGUUCAUUUAAAGGUUUUCUACUAGUAUAUCAAAGGCAAAUUAUUAAAAGUCAAAAAGCGACAAAGUUAUAAACCUGAAACACAAUGUCAAUUUGGCGGGAAAUUCAAAACGUAAUUUUUCGAUCUUGAUCUUCUCAAGAAUUCCUGGAAAGCGCGAUUUCGUACUUUGCUGAAAAAUCUUAUAUUUUCAUGUUUUUGCUGUAUAAAAAGUUUUAAGUCAAUCAGAGCUGGGCAGGUCGGGCACUGUCCUUGGUAGAAAGGUUGGAUGAAGAGAUACAUCAGGGACUGCUUAUACUAACAUGCAGUGCAGGUCAACUGAUAAGCAUUCCCACAGAUAACUUGAAAAAUGAUGCGAAGGUUCUUCAACGCACCAAACAUGCUCGUUAAUAUUGUCGUGUAGCACUUCAGCACAGUUUGCAACGAUUGUUGUACGCACAGUAGGAGCACUGGCAAAGGUUCACAGAACGCACAGAAGAACCAUUGACAAACUUUUCAUUAGCACAAGUGUUGAAACAGUCCAAAUUGAACUCGAAAACUCUGAAGCUUAUUGUACCCAAAAAUAGCUGUUGUUUAUGAUGUGUUAGUUUAUCUGGGGGGUUAACAAACAUUACAUAAUUGCUUUUUAACAUUAACACAUGGGCAGAUCUGGCUCAAACACGACCUGAUUGUGAGCUUUGGGCAGUAUAAUAGCUAGGCAUAGAAGAUUUGCUUCAAACACUGGCAGCUGUGAGAGUAGAUGUACUUAACACUGUUAAACAAAGAUAGGUUUACGUUUCACUCCGCCAAUCAUUAAGAUAGCUUUACUUCUCGCACUAUCAGCUAUUAGCUGCCGACUUAAAGAAUCCGCCAUAAUGUCUCUGUAAUUUACUCUGAAAAAUGGCGGGUUCUUUAUGUCGGCACAGUUUACUUAGCACUGCUGAACAAAGACAGAUUUACUUCCCACAUUAUCAACCAUUAAGACAGCUUUACUUUUAAACACUAUCACAACAAACACAAUCACAAACACUAUUUUUACCUAUGUAAUCCGGGAUUAGGAACGCUUGAUAAUCAACUGUUCCAAAUCUCAUGUAACAUUUAAAAAUAGAAGAUUACUAAGAUAGGCUUUGACGCAAGGAUAUACGUUAAGCAAUAUCUGUGAGUCAAAGUCCAUCGGAUUUACUGUGGAAUAAAAUGAGAUAUAUGUACUCUGAGGCACUGAUUUGCACGUUUUAAUAUUAUUUUUGGGAUUUAGUGAACUAAUGCCACUAUUUAAAACUUUCAUUUUGGAAGAAGGUUUUGCACAAGAUAUUAUAUUAUAGUAUGUAGCACAAUCUUCAGCUUAGCAUGUUUUUAACACACAAUACCCUGCUUUAAAUACAUUAAAACAACAUAAAACCAGUUUCAGACAACCAAUCGGAGCCCCAACAGCCAGAGUUACGGUUCUCGCCAACGACGACACAAGCCCCGAUAACCUCCACGGAUCCACCGACAACAACCACAGUUACAACCACAACUGUAGUUGAUGAAACAACGACUACUGUGCCAAUUGUUGGCGAGGUGUCGUUUGUUUCUAUCAGUCAGCCAGUAAACCCCUCAACUGACAAACCGGCUAAAGCGGACGGCGUUAAGCUUCAUCAACAGACAUUUAGUCUACACAAGAAACCCGGAAAGGUGAGUUUGGAUUCUAGCUAACCGUGCCGUGCCGUGCCCUACUUUACCCUACCCUACCCUACCCUACCCUACCCUACCCUACCCUACCCUACCCUACCCUACCCUACCCUACCCUGCCUUACCCUACCCUACCCUACCCUACCCUACCCUACCCUACCCUACCCUACCCUGCCUUACCCUACCCUACCCUACCCUACCCUACCCUACCCUACCCUACCCUACCCUACCCUACCCUACCCUACCCUACCCUGCCCUACCCUACCCUACCCUACCCUACCCUACCCUACCCUGCCUUACCCUACCCUACCCUAUCCUACCCUACCCUACCCUACCCUACCCUAGCCUACCUUAUCCUACCGUACCCUAUCUUUUCCUGUCGUAUUCUGCCGCACCCUAAACUACGUCUCGGUUUAGUGUGAAAAAAUGCUGUAUUUCCAGAAGACCUGCAAGCAAAAGUCCGGGAUUGUAUGUGAAUUUGGAUGCCUAGACGACUUGAGAUGUAAUUGUGAGCCAUCUGAUUCAUCUUUACCUUGUAUACGUGGCUUGUUGUGUCCGAAGGUGAACGACCUUCAAGUAGUGUACGAUAAGAAGCUGCGAAGUUUGAAAAUGUUUUCAAAAACUGUAGCUGAGGUCUACAAUAAGGCUGAGGAGUAUGACAAGAUGUACUUGGAGUUUGGCGAAUUGACUUCAAAAAGUAGCCGUGGCUUGAAGAAUGGCUACAUUUUUGUCAAGGGAAAGGCCAAGGAGCAUAGCAUUAUUAAUAUUGAUGUAGGUUUUUCGUAAUGAACUGCAAUAUAUAUGGUUUUAGUGUACCUCUUGUAGCCUUUUACAUUGUUAUACAUUACAUAUGUACCUAUACCAUUACUGCGUUUUUUCCAGCCCUCAACCGGAAUAUUUGACAAAACAGCCCUUAUUCUCAAGAUCGCUGAACCUCUGAACUACCACGACAAAGAGUAUGGACUAGCUGUUUGUGCUCUAAACAGCUCCUUAGUGCCAAUCUUCAACAACAGUCCAUUAGACGAGAAUAGCAUGUUUACAGACACUUCUGUAACAUCGUUUGCUCAGUCAUUACUGGCGCCUGUGGAACUACAAGAGGAAGUGGUGGUGAAAGAAGAGUCACACAGAAGCUUCUUGAUCUUCUUGGGGCCUGCUUUCUUGGUUCUGGGCGUGGUAGGUUGAUUUAUAAUAUGUAUAACAUCUUCAACUUUUAUAUGAUACUUAGUAAACCGAAGGGUAGGGGGGUGGCAAGGGUACAACAAAAAAAAGCGGUUAGUAAGCUAUCUUGAGUUAGAUCGUCAGAGUAGGAAUGUGAUAAACGACGAAGCAGACUAGGCUAUAGUAUGGUAUUUAGAUGGAGGGUUUGGAUUAGGCUGAAGAUUUACAUUGAAAUUUUGGCUAAGGUUUAACCUUAAGCUAAGGCUCAGGCUCAGGCUUAGGCUCAGGCUCAGGCUUAGGCUUAGGCUUAGGCUUAGGCUUAGGCUUAGGCUUAGGCUUAGGCUUAGACUUAGGCUUAGGUUAGGCAUAGGCUUAGGCUUAGGCUUUGGCUUUGGCUUUGGCUUAGGCUUAGGCUUAGGCUAGGCUUAGGCUAGGCUAGGCUAGGCUAGGCUCAGGUUCAGGUUCAGGUUCAGGUUCAGGCUCAAGCUCAGGCUCAGGCUCAGACUCAUUCUUAGGCUUAAACUAUUACUAGGACUAAGGCUAAGGCUUAAUAUAACAUAGAUUUGACGUAAAAACCAUGACGCAUAGCAUACGAAUUUAUACUAAACAUUAUGACGUAGUUGUUCUUGGUCUCAAAGAGGCUCAAAGUCAAUAUUUUUAAUCCAAAAAUGUCAUUUAAAGUGCGAUAAAGCAAUGUUUUAAGCCGUCCUUAAUCUCAUGUGUACUAACUAAUACUGUAGUAAUUAAAUGUUUCAUUAAUUCGAUAUCUGGUACGAUGAUGUGUUCGAAAAAUUAAUUCUGAAGAAUUUGAAAAAUUUGUUGUAAAUUUUAAUUGAAUUUUAAGUUUAUUACAAUGAAAAAUAUUAAUUAAUAAGCUAAUGGGUAAAGAGUGAUGUUAUAGUAGAUAUUAUGAUGUUAUACUAGGUUCAUAUGCUGCAAAUAGGGUAGGAUAGGGUAGGGUAAGGUAUGGUAGGGUAGGGUCGAGUAGAAUAGAUAAAAGUAACUACAUCUCUUGUUUUAGUUGAUCUUCGGAGUAACCAUUGUAUGUAUGGGCAUGAUACGAAGACGAGACUCAGCUGCGGCGAAACUACGCCGCCGUGGCUUACUACGCAGUCAAUCAGGGAUGCAAUUUACUGCGUAUCGACCAACAUUAGGAACAUCACCUUCUAGUUACUACUCCGACAACACGUCUAGGUACUAUAUGACUCGGAAUGUUCAUUUUUGA
Bursaphelenchus okinawaensis is the source of this 9400-nucleotide messenger RNA. The record is from the annotation of a GenBank genome assembly. NCBI's taxonomy places the organism in Eukaryota, Metazoa, Nematoda, Chromadorea, Rhabditida, Aphelenchoididae.